Molecule: messenger RNA, 721 nt
Organism: Trifolium pratense (red clover)
Lineage: Eukaryota; Viridiplantae; Streptophyta; Magnoliopsida; Fabales; Fabaceae
Exons: 2
Coding region: 272-721 (149 amino acids)
Molecular function (GO): zinc ion binding
Source: RefSeq, a predicted model, not a curated record
UUGACUUUAUUGACCAAUACGUGUCAUUUCUUUUUAAAAAUUGAAGCCACGUAGGCAGGGACGAAAUUGAAGGUAAAAAAAAAUCAAAAAGGUAGAUGACCGUUGAGGGACUAAAUUGACUAAAAUAGAAAAUAACCCCCAAUUAUAAACCCUAAAUCAAUCUCCAUUUCUUCCUCUUCUCAUCUCCAUCUUCUUCCUCUUCUCAUCUCCACUUCUCAUCUCCAUCUUCUUCCUCUUCUCAUCUCCAUAACCAUUUUCGAUUAGUUGAAAGAUGAAAGGAGUUCCACCAAUUUCACAACAAAGAGAAGCUUCAACUAACCAAAUUGGAAGUCAAUCAUCAUCCUCACGUUUUGAUCGGAGGCCUGACUGUUUUUGUGAGAGAAAGACAGUGAUGCUUAGAGCAAAAACAUUGAAGAAUCCAGGGAGACAAUUCUACACAUGCCCACUAAACAAAGAAGAUAGUGCAAAUUGCAAAUACUUCAUGUGGGUUGAUGAGUGGGAAGACUAUCUUGCAAAUGAAUCUUUAAGAAGAGUAGAAAGAAAAGAAGGAGUAAAAGAUGAUGAAAUGAAAACUAGUGUUGACAACAAUUAUGAAAAUGAUAAGUUCAAGAGAGAUGUAAACUCAAAGUUGGAUAUGUUGGUUGUUGACAUGAAGCUUAUAAAAUACUUUGUAUUUGCUUGUAUUGUGAUUCAACUUUUGUAUAUGGUUGUUCACAAGUAG